AUGGGGUAUGUUGGAGAUAAGUUCACUUGGUUUAGGGGUGGACUGAAGGAACGCUUGGACAGGGCUGUUACAAACGUUGAAUGGAUGGGUAUGCAUCCGUAUGCAGGUUUGUGUAACUUGGAGAUGGGGAAAUCUGACCAUAGACCCAUCUUGCUAGACACUGAAUAUCUCUCUGGAGUCGUGGAGAACAGGCCCAAGUUCAAGCACCAGUUUGAGGCCAGAUGGCUAGAAGAGGAAACUGUCGAAGAAGUUGUAAGGACAGCUUGGCAAAAGGCUGUGCAGCAAGGCUUGCACCCAUCUGUGAAAGGAAAAAUUGACUCAGUCCAUUGUGACUUGCAUGAUUGGGAUAGAAAGACUUUGAAAGGGCCUAGAGCCCGACUUAACAAAGCUCAGAAGGAGUUGGAGGCACUCAUGCAGGCACCAUAUACGGAGGAGGGUAGGGCGAAGCAGAAAGAACUCUCGGUCCUCAUUGAAAAUCUACUGGACCAGGAAGAAAUCUUCUGGGCCCAGCGUGGUAGGACUGUUAAAACACGUGUAACGCCUGAGAUGAACAGCAUGUUAACAGCUCCAUACACCCGAGAUGAGGUCAAAAAAGCACUAUUUCAAAUUGGAGACAUGAAGGCACCGGGGCCGGACAGUUUACAUGCAGUCUUUUACAAGAGCCCGGUCCGCAUUGAAGAGGCCUCGCCCACCUACCUGCCUUUUUCAUCGCGUGGAGAGGGAGUUCGCUUGCUGUUGCUGCCUUCCUUCCUUCCUUCCUCCCUGCCUGCAGAGUGGCAGUGGAGAGAGAGAGGAGCGCAACAGAAAGAACGCGCACCCACUCCUCCCACUCCUCGCGGGCCGGCAACCCGCCUCCUCGCUCCCUCCGCCUCGGAUUCUCCGGCCGCCCGCCGCAUUCCCCCGCCGGCCCAGCGAAAAGAGAGUUAUCCCAUGAGGAAUUUUCGAGGUCAUAACCCUGAGAAAGGGAUGGUUCAUCCUCGCAAGCGUUCAAGAAAGAGGCUUAUUACCAGUGACAGUGAUGAUGAUGAUGACUAUACUGACAAGGAUUACUCAAUUGAAGAAGACACAUCAAAGCAGCUUGUCCUUUAUGAUCCGCAGACCACACGUCGCCAGCGGAGGGAAUUCCAGUUAGAUGAGCCCAUAUAUGACUCUACUCCACUGCAGCAAAUACCCCCGAAGACAAAGUAUGGUGGACACUCCAGAGUUUUACCAUCUAUUGGGCACUAUACUGUACAGUGCGCUCAGUGCUUCAAAUGGAGGGUCGUUCCAACAAAGGAGAAAUAUGAAGAGCUGCGUGAGACUAUUUCCGAGGAACUUUUUGUGUGUGCAAGGGCUCGUGAAUGGAACCGUGUUUUAUCAUGUGAUGACCCAGAAGAUAUGUCACAAGAUGGAAGUAGGGUGUGGGCAAUUGACAAGCCAAACAUUGCCCAAACUCCUGUUGGCUGGAAUAGGGAGGUCAGAAUCAGGGGGGAGGGUUGCAGCAAGUUUGCAGAUGUGUAUUACACUUCUCCGGCUGGGACAACGUUGAGGUCAAUGGUUGAAAUUGAGAGGUACUUGGCAGAGAAUCCAUUCUACGUUCGACAAGGGGUUUAUUUAGGCCAGUUCUCGUUUGCUACCCCAAAGCCUCUGCAAGAAGAUUAUGUCAGGAAGCGUAAAUAUUCAGCAACAACUCGUGAAUUACCGGACAUUCUUGAGCCAGUUGAAGUGAAUCCACUGUGCUGGGCAGCACCUCCUACUCGCAGAGAGCUGCUUCAGAUGGGGGCUUCAGCUUCGAACCCCGUCGACCUCGACAACGAGCCUGAGGUGUUUGAAGCAGCACCUGUGCACACCAACAGGAGAAAUCUGAAUCAAGCAGUGCCGUCAUGGAGCGGGCGCAAGAAGAGAGCGGCGUCGUCUGAAGAGCCCAAGAAGAGAACCAUGCAGCAAGCUUCGGCGUCGAUCCGUCCACCGUCUCCACCCAGCUGGCCACGCCGCGGCCAGCCUCAGCGGUUCCCCAGCGACGUCGAGCACGUGCUGCUGUGAGCCCGGAGGCGGCGGCUUCCUCCGGGUCUUCCUGUGGGUUUGGUUUCAUUUUGUCCUCGGCGAACGUCGAAUCGAGGAGUCACGAUGGACGUGGUUGAUCAGAUCGGAUCGGAUGCCCGAAGCAUCGAGUUUUGGUGUUGUGAAUAUGAUGCCCAAGGCAAUGGCUUAGGCCGUAGUAUCCCCCAGAUAUAGGUUCGGUAGCUGGUUUGAGACUUGUUAGGACGUGUUGCUUGUACUGCAUAUAUAUAUGUAUGCUCCUAUGGUAUGGUAUGGUAUGGUAUGGUGGGACUAGGUGUGCCUU
Triticum aestivum (bread wheat) is the source of this 2323-nucleotide messenger RNA. RefSeq lists its product as uncharacterized. The transcript is spliced from 7 exons. The record is from RefSeq and is a predicted model, not a curated record. Bases 1 to 2022 code for a protein of 673 amino acids. NCBI's taxonomy places the organism in Eukaryota, Viridiplantae, Streptophyta, Magnoliopsida, Poales, Poaceae. Gene Ontology annotation, molecular function: DNA binding; zinc ion binding.